AUGUCAAGACUGUCUACUGAGCUCUUUGAGAAUGAAAUGAAGCAUUUUAUUUCAAGAAAACUUCUACUUGACACGUACUCAUACCAACAACCAGCGGCUGCUGUGACAGCUCCAUCACGGUCAAGCCCAUAUACAGAACAUAGCAACUUUGAUGCGAAUGUGGUGAUGGUGCUGUCGGUGCUGAUAUGCGCUCUGAUUUGCUCACUAGCGUUGCACUCCAUCAUCAGGUGUGUAUUAAGAUGCACGGGAUUAUCUAGUUCAGAAAGUAGCGGUAGCCAGGAAACAACUUUAGUUAAAGCCAACACUGGAAUCAAGAAAAAAGCAUUAAAGAGUUUCCCAACACUCAGCUAUUGGGAAGGGCUGAAGCUACCAGGAUUUAACAAAGAAUGUGUUAUAUGCUUGGGUGACUUUUCAACAGGAGAGCGAGUAAAAAUACUGCCCAAGUGCAACCAUGGAUUUCAUGUGCGUUGCAUCGAUAAAUGGCUGAGUUCACAUUCAUCUUGUCCAACUUGCAGGAACUCCUUACUUGAAACAUGUCAAAAGUUUGUCACAGGUGGGAAAUGUAGCAGCAGUAUGUCUUCACAACUGCAAGAUCAAGGUCUAAGAAAUACUACUAUUUUAACCAUAUUGCCUCUGUCGCAUGAAGGUCUUGUACGAAAUUAUGAGACCUUCAUCCAUAAUGGACCAAAAAACGAACGGUUGCUCUUCUUACGUUUGAAGAGCAAUCAACAAACCACAGUCCACCAAAAUCGCACUCUGCUUCUUCUUCUUUGCGUCAACCACCAUCUUCAAGGAAGUCGAACCGAAUUUGUUAUUACUGGUGGUUUGUCGUUGGUAGUCGCCCCCACCUCCGUCAACAGCAACAACCAAUGCCUCUGCUGUUUCAAUAGGAUUUUUUUUUCCUAUUUGGGUUUGCUUUAG
Molecule: messenger RNA, 921 nt
Organism: Lactuca virosa
Lineage: Eukaryota; Viridiplantae; Streptophyta; Magnoliopsida; Asterales; Asteraceae
Source: the annotation of a GenBank genome assembly